AGUGACGUCACACCCAAACAAGAAGCAGUUUGCUGUUGAUUACUGCAAAGUGCUGAAAUAGAAGUGAAAUUAAACGACACAACCCGCUUUUAUCACGAUGUCUCAGGAUCCCUGGUUACAGAAUUAUGAUGCCACUUGUCGCCUGGCUCAGGAAAUAGCAGAAAACAUUCAAGAACGGAACAGGCAGCAGAGAACAGGGGGAAACCCUGCAAAGAUCAACAUGACGCUACGGGCUUCCCUCCAAAAACUCAAACAGAACAUCGCCCAGCUCAGAGAGGGCUUGUUGCGAGCAUCGUCAUCCCGGCGCCUAAUGCAGUCAGAAGCCGACAGGAGGCAGAACCUCAUUGAUGAUCUGCUGACGAGAGAGAAGCAGCUCAAUGCUACUUUCAAGGGAGAAAUCACAGAGGCGGAGCCCGCCAGGUCCACGUUAAUGGCUGGAGGCGCGGGGGCCAGCGGAGGUGUUGCAGCUAACCCGUGGCUGAUCAACGAAUCGGAGGACACCAAGGGGCUUUCGUUUGGAGAGAUCAAACAGCAACAGCAACGAGUCAUUGAGGCCCAGGAUGCAGGCUUGGAGGCCCUGGCAGCCGUCAUCAGCCGACAGAAGAUAAUGGGCCAGGAGAUUGGCAACGAGCUGGACGAGCAGAACGAAAUCAUUGACGACAUCACACACCUCGUGGACAAGACAGACGACAGGAUCCGUAAUGAGACCCGACGGGUGAAGCUGGUUGAAACGAAGUCCGCUUCGUGUGGGAUGAUGGUGGUGAUCGUGCUGCUCCUCAUAGCCAUCAUCGUGGUCGCCGCGUGGCCGAAGUAGCAGGUGAAGACUGUGGACCCGCUUCAACACCUCACACUGACAGUUUGACGAAGAAUGAGAUUAAAUUAUAUUUCCAGCCACAUAUACUAAAUAAAACCGAUCGUACUUCUUGAUCUUUAUUUUAAAAGCAAAGACUCAACCUGGGAAAAUGUGAAGACUCACAGAUAAUGUUAUUUUAUACUGUAAGUUGGGUGAAAGCCUUCAGAAACCUUGCAGAAGACCUUUUUUUUUUUUAAUGUUUCUUUGGUGUAAAUUGUCCUCUUUUAUCCUCGUUUAAAUAUCUGGAUCAUUAAAUCAACAAAUUAUCAAACUCCUAAAUUAUGGGGAGGUGUGUAAGCGUUUCUAUCCCGGGCCGAGGGCGGUGUUGACCCACCAGUGGGACCUCCCGCAGGCGGCGGGAGCUUUCCUUUCAUAAGUCUGUCUGUGGCUGGCCCGAGGUUUACACUGGGUACAGUAAUUCUGCAAGCCGAGCAAUAUCCACACUCUCUCGUAUUUACCCAGGCAUUACUGUAGCAGCUGUAAUGUUAUCAUUUUGUUUGGAUUUUACCGUGUUUAUAGAGUAGCCCGUAGCCAAAACAAACAGCCCGGCUGUGGAACCAACAUGGCUCUUUUCCUUCCUUGUAAAUCAGUUCUGCUUGUAAUUUCUAAUAAAUGACAUUUCCAGUUAAUAGUCCCUGGACUCCUGUCUGUCUGCGUUCACGCUCACGCCUCUUUCUGGACCACGCUCGUGUUUUGUAACAUGAUAUUU
Messenger RNA from Salarias fasciatus (jewelled blenny), 1562 nucleotides. It is a transcript of the gene stx8, whose product is annotated as syntaxin 8. The record is from RefSeq and is a predicted model, not a curated record. Gene Ontology annotation, molecular function: SNARE binding; SNAP receptor activity. The transcript is spliced from 8 exons. Gene Ontology annotation, cellular component: SNARE complex; endomembrane system. NCBI's taxonomy places the organism in Eukaryota, Metazoa, Chordata, Actinopteri, Blenniiformes, Blenniidae. Bases 98 to 814 code for a protein of 238 amino acids. Gene Ontology annotation, biological process: intracellular protein transport; vesicle fusion.